Molecule: messenger RNA, 381 nt
Organism: Prorocentrum cordatum
Lineage: Eukaryota; Dinophyceae; Prorocentrales; Prorocentraceae
Source: the annotation of a GenBank genome assembly
GCGCGCCGCCCCUCGGCCUUCAGCACGAACAUGCCGGGCGACGCCGCGGACCUGGACGACGAAGAGGGCGUCGAUUGGGAAGGUGGGCUCGACGACCCCUUCCGGCACUUCAAGGAGGGCCUGCGGAGGUGGCGGGACUCCGAGCAGGCCGCGUGCUCGAAGAGGCUCCGCCGCCUGGCCCUCGACCGCCGCACGCUGGCCACGUGCGAGCUGGCCGCGAAGGACUGCCCGAAGGCGCACUUCCCGGAGCGCCCGGUGCGAGGCAAGGCCGUCGAGGCACUGCAGGCCGUGGCGAAGGAGCAGCGGCAGGAGCUGCACCAGGUGCUGGAGCUGGUCCGGAGCCACGUGAAGCGCUUCUGGAGGGCCUGCCGGAGGACGUGA